AAACAGUAAGUUGGUUGAACAUUUUCUAUUUCUCUCGAAACACCCUUCACUUACACAUGAUUCUUCUUCACAUUCUUUCUUAAUUUUCUUCAAAUUUCAAGAUUCUCUGGAACCCUGUCACCGGCGAUUGUUGCCGGAGUCUUUUCCGAUGAUCCACCGUUUGAAGUUAUCUGAUUGUCCAACAAGCUUCUAGAUAUCAGCAUUCAGUUAUAAAUUGAGAUGAAUUCUAUUUGUUGCUGUGAAUGUGGUGAUGACUUUGAAGAUUUUUCGACUAAUGCAAUAUAUAGACAUUGUCUGUGCUUAAGAUUCUUUUUCCACCAGUUGUUUUCAGGGUACGGUGCAUUGUUUCAGAGGAUUGAAGGACUACCCGUAUCAUCACCUAUUCAAGUAACCGCUACAUCUUCGGGUGUUGGUUUCUCACUACCAACUUCUGCAAAUGAUGACAUUCAUUCGGCUACACGGCCCUUAGCUUACGAUUCUGAUCAUAGAUACACGCGUUUGCAACGUGGCCUAGUUCUUAGACGUGAGAAAUCAAUGACCCAUUUUCAAGUAGAUUCACAAUCCGGUAUGGAAGUUAUGGAUCUUUCAAAAAGAAAAUCUGGUAUCGAUUUUACGGAUGAAGAUUAUAAAAGGGGAACUAAUUUAGAGUCUUUAGAGAAGUCUUUGAAAGUCAAAGCCUCGGAAAGUCUUCUCUAUGAGCAAUCUUCGGAUAAUGAAGAUGUUUGUCCUACAUGUCUUGAUGAAUAUACUUUAGAGAAUCCUAAAAUUGUGACACAAUGCUCUCAUCAUUUUCACCUUGGUUGUAUAUACGAAUGGAUGGAAAGAAGUGACACUUGUCCGAUGUGUGGCAAGGUGAUGGAGUUUUGUGAAAGCCUGUAAAGUAAAAGAGAUUAAUAGUCAGAAAUGGUCGCACUGUCAAUAAUGCAAAGUAAGUGUACUUAAAUUUAAUUGAACCAUGCUUGUCGAAUCUAAUUGUAUGGCAUGAUCCAUAUGUUCAACACUAUGUUUUCUUAUUAUGUGUAAUGAUUCGUAGAAUGCAUUCCAUGUUUAUCGGUUCUC
Messenger RNA from Helianthus annuus (common sunflower), 1059 nucleotides. Its product is annotated as E3 ubiquitin-protein ligase At3g02290. The coding region runs from base 220 to 879 and encodes 219 amino acids. The transcript is spliced from 5 exons. The record is from RefSeq and is a predicted model, not a curated record. NCBI's taxonomy places the organism in Eukaryota, Viridiplantae, Streptophyta, Magnoliopsida, Asterales, Asteraceae. Gene Ontology annotation, molecular function: ubiquitin-protein transferase activity.